Molecule: messenger RNA, 459 nt
Organism: Tetrahymena thermophila SB210
Lineage: Eukaryota; Ciliophora; Oligohymenophorea; Hymenostomatida; Tetrahymenidae
Product: transmembrane protein, putative
Exons: 4
Source: RefSeq, a predicted model, not a curated record
AUGGAUCUUUCCUUUCUUAAAGAUAUUUAAGCUGUCAAACAAAGAUUUGAAAAUGCAAAGAGAGCUUUUAAAAUUUAGUACUUUGACGAAGAGAGGAAUAUGAAAUUUAGAUUUGGUAGAAUGCACCUGGGAAGUUACGCUGCAUUUGCUAUUGCAUAUUACAAUUUGCAUCAACUUUAGCAAAAAAUUAUAAAGCAGUCUAUUCAUUUGACAAAAUCCAAAAAUCCAAAAGUUAUAAAAUUUACAAAAGGAUAUCUUAAUAUAUUUUAUUAUAUUGGGCUAGUUGCUGUGUGGCAUAUACCAUCUAUAUCUAGCGAAAUAGCCUUUAAACUAUACUUUUCUACUGCUUCUGCUACUUAUGCUUUUUUUACUGUAAAUUAAAACAAUAUCUAAUCAUUAAUAUCUGAUUAAAAUAUUUAAGAUGUUUUUAACGAUUUAGAGACAACAACUAUUGAGUGA